Molecule: messenger RNA, 1340 nt
Organism: Euleptes europaea (tarantolino)
Lineage: Eukaryota; Metazoa; Chordata; Lepidosauria; Squamata; Sphaerodactylidae
Product: acyl-CoA (8-3)-desaturase-like
Exons: 12
Coding region: 1-1314 (437 amino acids)
Biological process (GO): lipid metabolic process
Cellular component (GO): membrane
Molecular function (GO): oxidoreductase activity, acting on paired donors, with oxidation of a pair of donors resulting in the reduction of molecular oxygen to two molecules of water
Source: RefSeq, a predicted model, not a curated record
AUGGCGGAGGCGGCGUCCCCCCCCGCGCGGCUCUUCACCUGGGACGAGAUCAAGCUCCGCUCGGGCAGGGACCCCGAGCGGUGGCUGGUGGUCGACAGGAAGGUCUACGACAUCAGCCGCUUCCACAAGAGGCACCCGGGGGGCUCCCGCGUGAUCAGCCACUACGCCGGGCAGGACGCCACGGAUCCAUUCACAGCUUUCCAUCUGGACAAGACCCUAGUAAGAAAGUUUAUGAAACCCUUGCUCAUUGGGGAACUUGCAGAGGAUCAGCCCAGCUUUGAGCCCAGCAAAAAUAAACUGCUCGUAGAUGAUUUCCGUCAGCUCCGUGUUACUGUUGAGAAGAUGGGACUGAUGAACCCCAACCGCCUCUUUUUCUUCCUGUACCUUAUUCACAUCUUGCUGCUGGAUGUGGCUGCUUGGCUCAACCUGUGGUACUUUGGAUCAUCCUGGGUGCCUUUUCUCUUCUCUGGAUUGCUGCUUGGCACUGUCCAGGCCCAAGCUGGCUGGCUGCAGCAUGAUUUGGGACACCUUUCAGUCUUUGGCAAGUCAAAAUGGAACCACUGGGUCCACAAAUUUGUGAUCGGACAUCUGAAAGGAGCACCAGCCAGCUGGUGGAAUCAUUUGCAUUUCCAGCACCAUGCUAAGCCUAACUGCUUCCGCAAGGACCCGGACCUCAAUAUGCACCCUUUGUUUUUUGCGCUGGGAAAGAAACUCUCUGUGGAGCUGGGUAUAAAGAAAAAGAAGUUCAUGCCUUAUAACCACCAGCACAAAUACUUCUUCAUCCUUGGACCGCUGGCUCUGGUGCCCUUCUACCUACAAUGGUACAUCUUCUACUUUGUGGUCCAGCGCAAACAAUGGGUGGAUCUGGCCUGGAUGGUGACUUUUUAUACCCGGUUCUUUCUGACUUACUCCUUCUUACUGGAACUCAAGAGCCUCUUUGCUCUCUUCUUCGUACUCAGAAUUAUAGAGAGCCACUGGUUUGUCUGGGUGACACAAAUGAACCACAUCCCAAUGGACAUUGAUUAUGACAAGAAUGUGGAAUGGUUCUCAGCCCAGCUCCAGGCAACGUGCAACGUUCACCAAUCCUUUUUCAAUGACUGGUUCAGCGGACACCUCAAUUUCCAAAUCGAGCACCACCUCUUCCCUACCAUGCCUCGACACAACUUCUGGAAGGUGACUCCCUUGGUGAAGUCCAUGUGUGCAAAAUACGGCAUUGAGUACCAGUCCAAGCCUCUGCUCACAGCCUUUGCAGACAUUGUAUACUCUCUGAAGGACUCAGGGGAACUCUGGCUGGAUGCAUACAUGCAUAAUUAAGAAGGAAGCGACAUUGCAUUGGAGAG